AUGCCUGAGGAUGGUGAAGGGAGUCCAGAGUGGUCUCCGCGAUCCACCAAUGUCUUUCCAACCGUCUUUGCGACCAUCGGCCAGACAUGUGUAUCAACACAAUGGCCGACGUUGCUCUCCGACACCGGUGCAUGGGCUCAAGCAAUGCAGCGCAUGCAUCGUAACCAAAUACUGCGGAAGAGCUUGCCAGAGAACGACUGGGACUCUCACAAACACCAAUUGUCUCGCUACACAAGUCACGCUGCGGCUGCAUCCGCCAUACGAGACUGGGCCUACCUACACGAACACACGAUCACGCUCGCCGCCAACGCCACUGCUCACCUCGCGCCGUACGGAGAUGGGCUCAUCGACCAAGACCCGAGGACCUGCACCGUCCGAGACAUCCUCGACUCCGCCGCCUACCUCUCCAUCGAGCUCGUCGACACCGGAAAACCCCCCACGGCCAGUCCCCACGGCGUCCCGACCGAGAACGCCCCGUUCUGGAACGAGGCGCAGGAAGACCGCUUCCAGACGACGCGCGGGCGGCGGGAGCGCGAGGUCGCGAUCCGCACGCCGGACGACGCCGGGAAGAUCCUGGGCUUCUUCCCCGUCGAGUUCUUCGUCGCGCGCCUGCGCACGACGGUCGUCCGCGCGUACCCGAUCUACCCCUGCGUCGCGCGAGGGGUGGCGAGGAGCGGCCGACGAAGCGCGAGAUGGCCGUGCUCGAGACGUCUUCCACAUGUUCACGUCGCUCUUGCGAGCACCGGCGACCCAGCUAUCAUCGUGCGCCCGCCGCGGGACCCGAGGAGGGGGUUGCUCGUGGGCGGACAGAUGGUGCGCGGUCGGGGGAAGAGGUGGGUGUACGAGGAGCACGAGUACUUCAACUGGGAGGCGAUGCGGACUCCGCAGACGGAGCGGUACUUCAACAGCGGCUUCGGGGUGUACGACCUGUUGGUGGUGCCACCAAAUUCAACGAACUUUGGACUCGGAUCUCGCUUCUUCACGCGGUGGGGAGGCUUGCAUGUGCGGACUGUGCUCUGUUCAUACCUCCCGCACUGCCCAUGCACCAGCUGGCGCGAUGGUAACCCUGCUGCCUACAUGACGAAACGGUGUUUAUCGUCCACAGCUCUGAGCUCACGCUCUCGCCCGCUGAAGGAAUGCAGCGGAUGCGUGACGACGAAGUACUGCAGUCGUAGCUGCCAGCGAACCGACUGGCCUCUUCACAAGGCAGUCUGCGUCCCGACGAAGCGAGAACCUCAACUGUGUUCUGAGAACGUCUUAUCCCGCUAUUCAUGUCAUUCUGCCGCUGCUUCAGCCAUCCGUGACUGGCUUGAGAUCCACGAGCAUACACUUGUGGUCGCCGCCAACGCGACUAGCCACAUGCAGCCCUACGUCGAAGGGAUCAUCGAGUCAAGCCCGGGAAAGGCCACAGUGCAAGACAUGAUACGAUGCGGUGGAUACCUCUUCUUCACUCUCGCCGACACAAGCAACCCUCCCACGACCAGUCCGGCAGCCUCGUUCGCGCUCACCUUCGAGGAAGUCAUCUCCCACGGCUUCGAGGCUGACCAGAUCCCCGUAUGGCCUCACGACCAGUGGCGGAGCAUCGGGCGCCUUCGCGAGGCGCAAGCAGCGGCGUUUCAAGCGCGCCACCCUGAACGCGCCGGGUCUGUGAUAGGCUUCUUCCCCGUGGAGUUCGUGGUCCCCGAGCUCGGCGUGGCGGUCGUGCGCAUGUACCCGAUCUACCGCCUCCGACGGGCUGGGCCUGGCCGGUCGGACAGCGACAGACUGUCGACAGGCGAAUUGGCGGUGCUCAACGACGUGUCCAACGUCUUCAAGAUGAUCCUCUCCACCGCUGGCGGACCCGAGGCGAGGGCCGCCGCUCACGGCUGGUCUCAUGAUGCACGUGCCAAGCUGGGAGACGAAGUGGGUGUUCCAUGA
Messenger RNA from Epithele typhae, 1917 nucleotides. RefSeq lists its product as uncharacterized. The record is from RefSeq and is a predicted model, not a curated record. The transcript is spliced from 8 exons. Bases 1 to 1917 code for a protein of 638 amino acids. Lineage: Eukaryota; Fungi; Basidiomycota; Agaricomycetes; Polyporales; Epitheliaceae.